AUGCGUGCAGCCGCAGGAUGGAGGAGUCGGAGCCCGAGCGGAAGCGCGCUCGCACCGACGAGGCCAAUGCCGGAGGCAGCCAUUCCGAGGCGGAGGAGGACGACGAGGACUACGUGCCCUAUGUGCCGCUGCGGCAGCGCCGGCAGCUGCUGCUGCAGAAGCUGCUGCAGCGGAGACGCAAGGGGGCUGCGGACGAGGAGCAGCAGGACAGCGGCAGCGAGCCCCGGGCCGACGAGGACGACAUCCCGCUGGGCCCGCAGUCCAACGUCAGCCUGCUGGACCAGCACCAGCACCUCAAGGAGAAAGCCGAAGCCCGCAAGGAGUCGGCCAAGGAGAAGCAGCUGAAGGAGGAAGAGAAGAUCCUGGAGAGCGUGGCCGAGGGCCGAGCACUGAUGUCGGUGAAGGAAAUGGCCAAGGGUAUCACCUACGAUGACCCAAUCAAAACCAGCUGGACGCCACCGCGCUACGUCUUGAGCAUGUCGGAAGAGCGACACGAGCGGGUGCGGAAGAAGUACCACAUCCUGGUGGAGGGAGAAGGCAUCCCGCCGCCCAUCAAGAGCUUCAAGGAGAUGAAGUUUCCUGCAGCCAUCCUGAGGGGCCUGAAGAAAAAGGGCAUCCAUCACCCCACGCCCAUUCAGAUCCAGGGCAUCCCUACCAUCCUCUCCGGCCGUGACAUGAUAGGCAUCGCCUUCACGGGCUCAGGCAAGACGCUGGUCUUCACCCUGCCCGUCAUCAUGUUCUGCCUGGAGCAGGAGAAGAGAUUACCUUUCUCCAAGCGCGAGGGGCCCUACGGGCUCAUCAUCUGCCCCUCACGGGAGCUGGCCCGGCAGACCCACGGCAUCCUGGAGUAUUACUGCCGCUUGCUGCAGGAGGACAGCUCACCGCUCCUGCGCUGUGCCCUCUGCAUCGGAGGCAUGUCUGUCAAGGAACAGAUGGAGACCAUCCGACAUGGCGUGCACAUGAUGGUGGCCACGCCUGGGCGCCUCAUGGAUUUGCUGCAGAAGAAGAUGGUCAGCCUGGACAUCUGUCGCUACCUGGCCCUGGACGAGGCCGACCGCAUGAUCGACAUGGGCUUUGAGGGUGACAUCCGUACCAUCUUCUCCUACUUCAAGGGCCAGCGGCAGACACUCCUCUUCAGUGCCACCAUGCCCAAGAAGAUUCAGAACUUUGCCAAGAGUGCGCUCGUGAAGCCUGUCACCAUCAACGUUGGCCGCGCCGGGGCCGCCAGCCUGGAUGUCAUCCAGGAGGUGGAAUACGUGAAGGAGGAGGCCAAGAUGGUGUACCUGCUUGAGUGCCUGCAGAAGACACCCCCACCUGUGCUCAUCUUUGCGGAGAAGAAGGCCGACGUGGACGCCAUCCACGAGUACCUGCUACUCAAGGGGGUCGAGGCUGUGGCCAUCCACGGGGGCAAAGACCAGGAGGAACGCACGAAGGCCAUCGAGGCCUUCCGUGAGGGCAAGAAGGACGUCCUCGUGGCCACAGACGUGGCCUCCAAGGGCUUGGACUUCCCUGCCAUCCAGCAUGUCAUCAAUUACGACAUGCCCGAGGAGAUUGAGAACUACGUACACCGGAUCGGCCGCACUGGGCGCUCAGGAAAUACAGGCAUCGCCACCACCUUCAUCAACAAAGCCUGCGAUGAAUCCGUGCUGAUGGACCUCAAAGCCCUGCUGCUGGAAGCCAAGCAGAAGGUACCACCCGUGCUGCAGGUGCUGCACUGCGGAGACGAGUCCAUGCUGGACAUCGGAGGAGAGCGCGGCUGCGCCUUCUGCGGAGGCCUGGGCCAUCGCAUCACUGACUGCCCCAAACUGGAGGCCAUGCAGACCAAGCAGGUCAGCAACAUUGGCCGCAAGGACUACCUGGCCCACAGCUCCAUGGACUUCUGAGCCAGCUACCCGCUCACCUUCUCUGCAAGAGGCCCUGGGACAGGAAGCCAGUGUCCUCGGCCCAGCUGGCCUGGGCCGCUCCCUGUUCCCCCAGAAUCACUAUUUUUGUUGCCCUUCACCCCAGCUGCCAUUAAAACACAAGCUGUCUCCAUCCCAA
Molecule: messenger RNA, 2040 nt
Organism: Ochotona curzoniae (black-lipped pika)
Lineage: Eukaryota; Metazoa; Chordata; Mammalia; Lagomorpha; Ochotonidae
Gene: DDX41
Product: DEAD-box helicase 41
Exons: 17
Coding region: 18-1883 (621 amino acids)
Biological process (GO): mRNA splicing, via spliceosome
Cellular component (GO): spliceosomal complex
Molecular function (GO): RNA helicase activity; RNA binding; ATP binding
Source: RefSeq, a predicted model, not a curated record